Aspergillus sclerotioniger CBS 115572 is the source of this 732-nucleotide messenger RNA. RefSeq names its product kinase-like protein. Bases 1 to 732 code for a protein of 243 amino acids. The record is from RefSeq and is a predicted model, not a curated record. Gene Ontology annotation, molecular function: protein serine/threonine kinase activity; ATP binding. The transcript is spliced from 3 exons. Gene Ontology annotation, cellular component: cytoplasm. Gene Ontology annotation, biological process: protein phosphorylation. Lineage: Eukaryota; Fungi; Ascomycota; Eurotiomycetes; Eurotiales; Aspergillaceae.
AUGGUCAAUAUCCGCAGACUAGCCUCUCCUAUAGAUCUACCCUUCCGGGGACAAAGGAGCUUGUCUACACCUACGAAAGUGAAGAAGACCUCAGAAUUCAUCAAACAUGGAUCACCAUACGAACAGCUUCAUCGAUUCUUUAUUGGUCUUAUACCGGCACAGAGUGCAAUUAAUGCAAUUGAAUUUACAGAAGGUGCUCAUAUAGCCUAUGUCCAGCAGUUGCAGUUAGGAGAGGACAAACCCGAAAUACUGAACCUCGUCGAGACAUCACACCAAAAUAUCAUAAAUUUAAACGAGGUUUUCGUAUCAAAAAAACAUAUAUACUUCCUUUACGAUUCUUGGGGUAUCUCACUUAAUGAUAUACAAGAACUAUCCCCACGCUUACAGCUAGGGGAGGUUGAGAUUGCAACUAUUUGCAAGAGCAUACUUCAUGGACUAGACUAUAUGCAUAAUGUUCUUGGGGUUUGUCAUGGUAAUUUGUCUCCAUCAACUGUCCGAAUCACUCCAGAUGGAGUCGUGAAACUGGCUGAUGUUGGUAGAAGUAUGAUCCAAGGAUCAGGAAGACUGAUCAAAGAUAAGGAUAUCAAAGCUCUCUGCCGGAUAGUCCGUGAUCUUCUUGAUCUUGAUAAUGCCCGGGGAAUACGAGGAACUAUGGGAUUUCUGGCAGAAGACUUUACUGGUGUGUCCAGUCAUGUAACUGUUAAAGAUCUUCUUCAGGUAUGUCCUUCUUGA